AUGGAUACAACUUUGGCUUUUUCAUUAUCAUGGUUUCAUCCAAGAAUUAUAAAAGAAGCUCCUCUGUCAAACAGCUACUUGCCGCCUUCAUCAGGUGGUGGUGGAUUCGGAGGUGGUUCCGGAUUUGGCGGUGUUUCCGGUUCCGGCUUCGGUGGUGGUACUGGAGGCGGAUUCUCUAGCGUAGGUGGUGGAUUUGGCGGAUCCUCCCCUUCAAGCUCCUAUGGUGCCCCAGCUCAAUCUCAGUCUUAUGGAGCCCCAUCUGCUCCAUCCAGCAGCUAUGGAGGUCCAUCUGCACCAUCCAGCAGCUACGGUGCUCCAUCCUCAGGUGGUGGACAUUCUAGCUUUGGUGGUUCUAGCUCUUUUGGUUCUUCAGGUCAUUCCAGCUCAUUUGGAGGCAGUUCUAGCAGUUUUGGUAGUUCCGGAUUUGGAGGUGGGUACUCCAGCUCUCGUCCUUCCCAAUCUUAUGGCGCCCCUGCUCAAGCUCCAUCUUCCUCUUACGGAGCUCCAUCUUCUGGUGGAUACUCUUCUAGAGGACACUCAUCAGGAGGACCAAGCUCCAACUACUUGCCACCCUCUACCAGCUACGGCACCCCAGUAGGCCCAUCCCGCCCUUCCUCUUCCUAUGGAGCCCCAUCUAAACCCAGCAACUCUUACGGUCCACCACCAAGCCGCCCAUCUAGCUCAUUCAGACCAUCUAAACCUUCCAACUCAUAUGGACCCCCACCAUCAAAACCAUCUAACUCCUACGGACCACCACCAAGCCGCCCAUCCAACUCAUACGGACCACCACCAAGCCGCCCAUCCAACUCAUACGGACCACCACCAAGUCGCCCAUCCAACUCAUACGGACCACCACCAUCCAAACCAUCUAGCUCAUACGGCGCACCCCCAUCUUCCUCCUACGGAGCACCAUCAAGCUCUGGAGGAUUCGGAGGCGGACAUAGUUCAGGAGGAUUCGGUGGCGGACAUAGCUCAGGAGGUUUUGGAGGCGGACAUAGCUCAGGAGGAUUCGGAGGUGGACAACCCUCAUCUAGCUAUGGAGCACCUGCACCAAGUUACAGUGCCCCAUCUCAAAGCUACGGAGCACCCGCUCAAGCACCUUCAUCUAACUAUGGCGCACCAGCUCAGGCUCCAUCCUCUAGCUACGGUGCUCCCGCUCCAUCUCAAAGCUAUGGAGCCCCAUCUCAGGCCCCAUCCUCAAGCUAUGGAGCCCCAUCUCAGGCCCCAUCAUCAAGCUAUGGUGCUCCAGCGCCAUCCCAAAGCUAUGGAGCUCCUUCUUCAGGAGUUCAGAGCUAUGCCAGUAACGGAGGAUACUCUUAUUAA
Messenger RNA from Brassicogethes aeneus, 1323 nucleotides. NCBI's taxonomy places the organism in Eukaryota, Metazoa, Arthropoda, Insecta, Coleoptera, Nitidulidae. The record is from the annotation of a GenBank genome assembly.